Messenger RNA from Mustela lutreola (European mink), 984 nucleotides. RefSeq names its product olfactory receptor-like protein OLF4. The record is from RefSeq and is a predicted model, not a curated record. The transcript has a single exon. The coding region runs from base 1 to 984 and encodes 327 amino acids. Gene Ontology annotation, biological process: G protein-coupled receptor signaling pathway. Gene Ontology annotation, molecular function: G protein-coupled receptor activity; olfactory receptor activity. NCBI's taxonomy places the organism in Eukaryota, Metazoa, Chordata, Mammalia, Carnivora, Mustelidae. Gene Ontology annotation, cellular component: membrane.
AUGCAUGAUUUUGUCAUGUUCUUUCUUUUUUGUUUUUGUAGUCACAUCAGUGACAUGGAACUGGAGAAUGAUACACAAAUUUCAGAAUUUCUUCUUCUGGGAUUUUCAGAGGAACGAGAACUGCAACCCUUCCUCUUUGGUCUGUUUCUAUCCAUGUACCUGGUCAUCAUUCUUGGGAACCUGCUCAUCAUCCUGGCUGUCAGCUCAGACUCCCACCUCUACACCCCCAUGUACUUCUUCCUGGCCAAUCUGUCCCUUGUAGACAUCUGUUUCACCUCCACCACUGUCCCUAAGAUGCUGGUGAAUAUACAAACGCAGAAAAAGGUCAUAACUUAUGAAAGUUGUAUCAUACAGAUGUACUUUUUCAUACUUUUUGUAGGUUUGGACAACUUCCUCCUGACUGUGAUGGCUUACGACCGCUUUGUGGCCAUCUGUCACCCCCUACAUUACAUGGUCACCAUGAGCCCCCGGCUCUGUGGACUAUUGGUUUUAGUGUCCUGGAUCAUGAGUGUUCUGCAUUCACUGUUACAAACCCUAAUGGUGUUGAGGCUGUCCUUCUGUACAGAGGUAGAAAUCCCCCACUUUUUCUGUGAACUCAAUCAGAUGAUCCAACUUGCUUGUUCUGAUACCUUUCUUAAUGACAUGGUGAUGUAUUUUGCAACUGUGCUGCUGGUUGCUGCUCCCCUGGCUGGGGUCCUUUACUCAUACUCUAAGAUAGUUUCCUCCAUAUGUGGGAUCUCAACAACUCAGGGGAAGUACAAAGCAUUUUCCACCUGUGCAUCUCACCUCUCCGUUGUCUCCUUAUUUUACUGUACAGGCCUAGGAGUGUACCUUAUCUCUGCUGCUCCCCAGAGCUCCCACUCAAGUGCAAUGGCCUCAGUGAUGUACACAGUGGUCACACCCAUGCUGAAUCCCUUCAUCUACAGUUUGAGGAACAGAGACAUAAAGGGGGCUCUAAAUGUAUUUUUCAGAAGGAAGCCAUGA